AUGAAACCCCGACUCCCAAUCCCCCUCCGCACCUCCCCGCGACAUGCCUUCCUCCAAAAACCCGCCCAAUGCCUCCGCAACUCCUCCUCAAACCCCGCUCCAUCCACCUACGAACAGCUUCCCCCCACCCCUAACCCCCGCUGGCUCAGCGACAUGAAAGCCCGCCUAGGGAAAUGCAUCAUGUUCGGCGGUCUCGACGCCCCCAGCAUAGCCAAUGCCGCGGGCGCCCUACGCAUCCUAGCCACCGAAUGGCGCUCCCUCGUUGCUGGAAGCGAAGGCUUCCUCGUAGACAAGAAACGCGCAGGCCUGCUACGCCAAAAGGUCGUCUGGGGAGAACAGGACUCCAUGAGCCACGUCAACAACGUCACGUAUGUGCGUUGGGCCGAGAGCGCGCGCGUCAAUUGGGCGAAUAACUAUGCGGUGCAUUUUGAUCCAGCGCAUAGGAGGGAGUGGGCGGAGCUGAGUACGCCCAAGGGGAUUGGCAUGAUUUUGAGGAGUAUCAAAACGGAUUAUAAAUUUGUAGGUUUUUCGUUCUUCUUAUCCCAUGUAGCUACGGAGAGUGGGGUUUUGGUUCUGGUUCUGAUGGUUGAGCAGCCUAUGACUUACCCUGAUCACAUCUCCGUCUUCCAUAAAUUGCAUAGCAUGCCUAAGCCUACAGACUCGCAUUUCGUCCUCGAUGUAAUGAUUGUCUCGGAACUACGGCAACGGCCUGCUGCGAGAUGUGUCGAGGAAAACGUGGUGUAUGAUUAUAGGAAAGGCCAGAAGACGCCGCUUCCGCCGUUCAUGUUAGACGCAUUUCGGAAAACGUGGGAGGCUCAGGAGGCGGAGAAGGAAAGGGUUGAGGAGAGGAUGAAGGAUGUGCUGUGGGCUGUUAGGAGUGUAGAGCAGAGGACAUGGGAUAAAGAAGGGGCGGUGGAGGAUAUGGGAGGGACGAAGUGA
This is a messenger RNA of Lachnellula hyalina, 939 nucleotides long. RefSeq lists its product as uncharacterized. The coding region runs from base 1 to 939 and encodes 312 amino acids. The record is from RefSeq and is a predicted model, not a curated record. Lineage: Eukaryota; Fungi; Ascomycota; Leotiomycetes; Helotiales; Lachnaceae. Gene Ontology annotation, molecular function: fatty acyl-CoA hydrolase activity. The transcript has a single exon.